AUGCCUCCGCCUGACCUUGAAGGAGGUGUUCCAGAUUCAUCAGUUGGGUCAGAUCCUGCUGCCACGGCUUCCUCAUCUACUCUAGAAGAUAUUCCUUCCCUAAUUGAGAGGGCUAUAGCAAAACUACCUCCAGAUCUUGCUGCCCAUGCUGUUGACACAAAGAGAAAGGCAAGAUCUCAAGACCCAGGAUGGAAGUAUGGGUGGUGGCCAGAUCCUUCCAAGAAGGACUUUGUGCAGUGCAUAUUUUGCAGGAAGGUAGUCCCAUCCGGAAUAUGCAGAUUCAAGCAGCACCUUGCUGGGGGGUAUGGAGAUGCAAUAAAAUGUCCUAAUACUCCAGCAAUAGUUAGGAAGGAGAUAGCUGUUUAUCUGAAAAAGAGUUCAAGGACUGUUCUUGUGGAGGUACCUGUAGAAGAUGAAGAUGAACAAGAUGCUGCUGGUGCAGAAGAACUUGCAGCUGUACCAGUACCAAGUUCUGGAACAAAAGUUAAGCAAGCCAAGAAGAAGAUUGCUCAGGCUGCCAUCACUUCUUUCACUAUAUCUGCUGCAGCAAAACCAGCAACUCAAAAACAGUCCAGGUCAGUGAGUUCCAUGCUUUGCAAGUCACCAGAAGAAGUAGUUGCAGAGAGGCACAAAUCCAAGCAAAGUCAACCUACACUUGAGCAGUGCACAAAGAAAAAUAAGGAGGCCAAAGUAAUUGUUGAUGAUCAUGUUGCCGAUUUCUUUUAUGAGAAUCGCAUUCCAUUGAACGUCAUUAAUUCAAGAAGCUGGGAAGUUUUGCUUGAGUCAAUUGGACAAUAUGGUCCUGGGUACCGCUCACCAUCAUAUCAUGAUGUUAGGACUCCGCUGCUUGAAAGAGCUGUGAACAGAACAGCGGAGUUGAGGAAGAAGCAUGAGGAGGCUUGGAAGGAAUAUGGUUGCACCAUAAUGUCCGAUGGGUGGACUGACACAAGCCACCGCCAUCUCAUCAAUUUCCUUGCUAACAGUCCAGCAGGGACUUUCUUUCUAGGGUCUGUUGAUGCUUCAAGUGAGAUAGCAAAUGCGAAUAUGUUGGCUGACUUGUUGGAGAAGCAAAUUGAUAAGGUUGGGAAGGAACACGUGGUGCAGAUUAUCACUGACAAUGGAGCCAACUUCAAGGCAGCAGGGAGGCUUUUAAUGGAGAGGAUCCCACAUCUAUUUUGGACACCAUGUGCAGCCCAUUGCUUGGAUUUGUUGUUGGAGGAUAUUGGGAAGAUCAAGGAAUUCCACACUUGCAUCAACAUGGCACAGAAGGUGACCAGAUUCAUGUACAAGCACGGGAGGGUUCUAGAUCUAAUGCGAAAUAAGAUUGGAGGAGAUCUUGUGAGGCCAGCUGUAACUCGUUUUGCCACUUCAUUUCUCACAUUGGCAAGCCUGCAUAAGAACAGGAGUGGAUUGAGAAAUUUAGUGGUUAGUGAUGAAUGGCAUGCUACCAGUUUCUCUACCACUCAAGAAGGCCGGCGAGUUGAGAACAUUAUCCUUUCAAUGCCAUUUUGGAAUAAAGUGGAAUUAUGCCUAAGAGCUUCACAACCACUUCUUGUAGCUCUAAGGAUAGUAGAUGGAGAUGAGACACCAGCAGCUCCUGAGAUUAUGGCAGCCAUGGAUGUUGCAAAGGCCGCAAUCAAGGAUUCUUUGCAACGCAAACCAGAUUUACUCAAAGAGGUACUAAAAUACUAUGAUAAUAGAUGGGAAAACCAAAUGGAGCAGCAGCUGUAUGGAGCAGCCCUAUACUUGAACCCAAGCAAGUUCUUUGCCCUAAAGGAAAAGGAUAGGAGACAAGCAGGAAGGCUGAGAAUCAUGUUUAAUCAAGUUAUGUGGAAGAUGGUGACCGAUGAUGAGGAGCAGAACAAGAUAAGCAAGCAGGUAGAAGACUAUGAGAGGGCUGAAGGCGAAUCCUUCUCACAACCAGGAGCAAUAAGAGACAGAGAUAGAAAAAAUCCUAAACCAGUUCAGGAAGGUGGUGGCAAUGCUAUGACUUGGGCUGUUGUGGAUGAGGCUAUUGGUGCAACUCAGGGUCUAGAGGGACGUAACUUGCCUAGGGCUGCUGCUACUCGUGCUGCUGUUGCUGCCCCUGUGAGGCGUACUUAUGCUAGGAACAGGAAGCGUCCAAGGAACACAGUGACUCUGACACAAGAUAUUGAUGAUGAAGACCAAGAUCAGCAUGUAGAUUCAGCAAUAGCAAUGGAGGAGGAUGAAGAAUAUGCACCAACUGAAACUGGAGAUGGACCAACUGGAGAUGGAGAUGGAGGCUUCACUUUUAAUGCUUCCAGCAGCAAGUCAGCAAAGAAAUGGAGUUUGGGACAAGAAUAUGGACCUCUGGACAUGGUAGAAAAGGGAAGAAAACAACUCCCACAAGUUUUAUGCUUUUUUGUGACUGCUAUACUAUGCCCCUAUGCUUUGACAAACCUUGGUUCUCAUAUCUUGUCAUUUAACCUAUGCUUACUAUUACUUAUUCCCUCUAAUGCAUGUUAA
Messenger RNA from Miscanthus lutarioriparius, 2487 nucleotides. The record is from the annotation of a GenBank genome assembly. Lineage: Eukaryota; Viridiplantae; Streptophyta; Magnoliopsida; Poales; Poaceae.